Chaetomium globosum CBS 148.51 is the source of this 225-nucleotide messenger RNA. RefSeq lists its product as uncharacterized. The transcript has 2 exons. The record is from RefSeq and is a predicted model, not a curated record. Lineage: Eukaryota; Fungi; Ascomycota; Sordariomycetes; Sordariales; Chaetomiaceae. Bases 1 to 225 code for a protein of 74 amino acids.
AUGACGGUUGCUCUCAUGAGGCUCCUCACGGUGCUCACUGCCGCGGCAGUUGUGCGUGGCCACGCCGUUAUGGAGGUUCCCACACCUCGUCGUGCCGGUUCAGCCUAUACAGAACGUUGCGGUAACACCUAUGCGGAGUUCAUGGAAACGGGUGAGCACGCCUCUUAUCGCCACAAGUUGCUGCUCGAUGUGUCCAAGCAGGAUCCCACGUUCGGGCGCAGAUAG